GGGAGGAGAAGAAGGAGGAAGGGGAGGAGAAAGAGGCAGGGCAGGAUGUGAAGGAGACAGUGGUAGGGAUGGUGCUGGUGGCAUCCUGGGCAUGACAAGAGCUGGCUGCCCCAACUUGGGGGAAGGAGGAACACGUUAGCAUCUUUGUAUUCUAAGCAGCCCAGCUCCUACAGCGUAAGCCAAAGUUCAGACCCUGGUCCACAUUGCCCCGGCCUCCGCCCCUUCCCGUUCUCCUCUUCUGUCUCCCCCUCCCCGCCUCCCUGCUGGUGCGGCCACACGGAGAGAUCAGGUGCCGACGGAGAAGGAGGCGGAACAUCAGCAUCAGCACCAGCUCCAGCGCAGCCGCAGAGAGGACGGAGGCAGAGCCAGAGCCAGAGCCGGCCUGAACUAGUGAUCCCGGCGAGGGCGGGGCGUGGACUGAAGCGAAGCCGCUUCCCGGGCGUGGCGUGUGAGGUGAGAAAGCAGCCGCCCCACCGCUGGUCCACUUAGGAGCCCGUGAGCGCGUAGAGAGCAACAUGUCAGCGCCGGCGGCCAAAGUCAGCAAAAAGGAGCUCGCCGCCAACCUCCACGAAGCCCUUGAGACCUCGGAAACACAGCUACAAGAAGCAGUCGAACGAAUCGAUGAAGUGCAGAGUGAAAUAGACAAGCUGAAUGAGCGAGCCAGUGUGGAAAUUUUGAAAGUGGAACAGAACUAUAACCAGCUCCGCCAGCCUUUCUUCCGGAAGAGGUCCGAGUGGAUCACCAAAAUACCGGACUUCUGGGCGACCACCCUUCUCAGCCACCCUCAGUUAUCCUCGCUGCUUGGGGAGGAAGAUGAGGAAGCCCUGCAUCACUUGACUAGGAUUGAAGUGAUAGAAUUCGAAGACGUGAAAUCGGGUUACAGAAUAGAUUUUUAUUUUGAUGAAAACCCUUACUUUGAAAAUAAAGUGAUCUCCAAAGAGUUUCACCUUGAUGGAAGUGGGGAUCUCGCUUCAAAGUCAACUGAAAUCCAUUGGAAAUCUGGAAAGGACUUGACCAAGCGCCGGAAAAAGAUCCAGACUAAAGAUGGCCGCAAAAGGUUUCGAGAAGACAGCUUUUUCACUUGGUUCUCAGACCAUACCGAUGCUGGGGCAGAUGAGUUAGGAGAGGUCAUCAAAGAUGAUAUCUGGUUAAAUCCCUUACAGUACUACCUGGCAUCUGAUACCGAUAAUGAAGAAGGGGAAGAAGAAGGAGAUGAGGAAGAAGAUUUGGAGGACAGUGUUGGUGAUGAAGAGGAAAGUGAAGAAGAGGAAGAUGAUGGGGAACAUGAUGAUGAAGGAGAAGAUGGAGGGGAGAAUACAGGCCAAAAUGACUAAUAGAACAUUGAUGGAUUCCAAAACUCCUUUUAGCUUUAAAAAAUGUCUCCAGUUCCUGGGUGCAAGUUUCAGUCUUUUUAUUUUCAUUUCGUGUGCAGUCACCUUGUUCUCUUGAGGGUUCUUUGUUUCCUCAUACCAUAGUUCACAACUUUCUUGUUUCUGGGGGCACAGGGAAUACUUUGAGCAGAAUGCAGUGGGACAAAUCUCCACCAUUGUCUCUUCCAAAUUCAUGUUCACCCUUCUCUGUCCCAAAACAAACUAUUAAUAAAUUCAUAGGAUUUUCAUAUUUAUAAA
This is a messenger RNA of Phascolarctos cinereus (koala), 1628 nucleotides long. Its product is annotated as protein SET-like. Gene Ontology annotation, biological process: nucleosome assembly. Lineage: Eukaryota; Metazoa; Chordata; Mammalia; Diprotodontia; Phascolarctidae. Gene Ontology annotation, cellular component: nucleus. The record is from RefSeq and is a predicted model, not a curated record.